Molecule: messenger RNA, 1677 nt
Organism: Symbiodinium sp. CCMP2456
Lineage: Eukaryota; Dinophyceae; Suessiales; Symbiodiniaceae
Source: the annotation of a GenBank genome assembly
AUGCUGCUCUUCAAGCUACCGGCGCGAUUUCUUGUAGUCGUCUUGGUAUUUGAUGCCGCACUUGCUGUACGACCCGGGAUCACAGUCGAUCGCAGCAGGAGGUUGUCCAGGCUCUUGCAGAAGUUCCUGGCAUCGGAAGACCGACGCAGCGAGUUUCAGGACACCCUGAACACCACCACAGAUGAUCGCUGGCAGCGAGAGAUGUGUGACCAGUGUAACGGUGCCUUCACGAAUUAUUUCAGUGCCUUGCAGACAGCUACGAGGCCCAACUUAGUGGCAGUUGGCAUUAUGAUGCUGGGAGCAAUGCUCACCUGGCUGAUGAUGGACACGGCUCAACUGUUCUUCCUGCCCGCUCUGUUCUACUGGAGCAAGCGGUUGAACUUGUCGUCAGAAAUGGCCGCUGCAACACUGCUGGCAGUCGGCAACGGUGCACCUGACAUGGCCGAUGCUGUGGCUGCUGCACAACUGCAAGACCUGCCGCUGGGUUUGAGUGAUCUGGGUGGUGCCAAUCUCUGCUGCAUGAGCCUUGGCAACUGCAUUUGCUUGCUCGUCGCCUACAUGGCGGAUCCAGAUUCGAAGUCCGUGGUAUUGCAACAUCCAGGACACUACCUGGUGCUGCUAGCUUUCUAUGGCAGUGCCAUUGUAUUGCUGGCAUUCAGCCUCCAGAAGGCUACUGCCAACUUUUGGCAUUUCUGUGCUCUCACAGCUCUGUACGGCGCAUUUUUGCUGUAUUUGCUUGUGCGAAACAAAGUGGAGGAAGCCGAAGAUGCGCACGGAAUGAGCAGAUCGGAUCGCCGAAGGAACAGCUCCACCGACAUAGCGAUCGAGGAUGCAAUGGCCUGCCUGAGUCCACCAGAUUCGGAUUCUUGGCGAGGAUCAAUAGCCUGGGCUUUGCUUCUGCCGUUUACGUUAAUGCGCAUGGUGACCAUUCCUCCGUGCGACUUGCGCUGGGAUACACCCCGGCGGGUUUUCCACACUAUGUGUCCAACAGGACUAUAUCUGCUGUGCCGGCUCUUGGGCUACAUUGCAGCACCGGACUUCAAUGCUGGGGUGGUCACUGCGGUAGCCCUCGCAGUUACGACAGUGUUGAUCUUUCUGACGGGCGGGACCUCAUCUUCGGCAAAGAUUUUAGGACGUCCACUGCCAUGGUUCUAUAACGGGAUGACGUUGCUCGCUCUGGUGUCCUCAAUGCUUUGGCUUUCCGCGCUCUCAAAUGAGAUCACGGCCUCCCUUGAGGCUCUGUGCCGUUUCUACGAGAUUUCAAGACUACGGUCGGGAUUUACGCUCCUUGCUUGGGGUAAUUGCGCUGGCGACCUAGUGGCGGCUUACUCCAUUGCGCUUAUGGGAGAGUUUUCACUCGCCUUCAAUGGACUUGUCGCAGGGCAAUUCUUCAAUACUGCUGUGGGUUUCAGCACCGCGCUGAUGACUGUCACAUGGAGACAUCCGCAAAUAACACUGUUUGCAAACGGCUGGCCUUCGGACAUCAGUCAUCCACUGCUGGCAUGCACGGUCUCGACGCUGCUCGUCGUGGCCACACAAGCGGUGUUCAGCGUGGUGGACCUGCAUGUGCGAAGUCCAUUCUGGGGAGUUGUGCUUGCGGCCGUUUACGGCACAUUCUUCAUCUACAUGUGGCGGAACACGUCCGCGGACGUGCCAAAUCAACAGGCCACUGGCUGA